AUGGCUGCGGAAAAUUACCAGAAGAAAGAGCUGCUCGAGCUCAUGAACACGGGCGCAAACAAACAGUGUGUUGACUGCAAUGCGCCUUCCCCGCAGUGGGCCUCCGUCUCAUACGGCACCUUCAUCUGCCUCGAAUGCUCGGGCGUGCACCGCGGCCUCGGCGUGCACAUCUCGUUCGUCCGCUCGAUCACUAUGGACAAGUGGUCGGACGAACAGCUCAAGAAGAUGAAGAACGGCGGCAAUGCCAAGUUCACCGAGUUCAUGGACUCGUAUGGUCCCGAGGGCGGUUAUGAGAAGGGCAUGGGCAUCAACGACAAGUACAACUCGUGGGCGGCUGCUCAGUACCGCGAGAAGCUGGCUGCCGAGUGCGCGGACCCGCCUGUCGCAUGGUCCAAGUCUUCUCCUCCUGCCGAUGCUCCCUCUCGCCCGGCCUCUUCGCAGGCAACUCGUAAGGCGCGCAGUGGUCCUGCUUCGCGUUCUGGCACGCCUCUCUCUGGAAACGGCGGACGCGACUCGCCUGCGAGCGGCAGCGGCGCUGGCAGCGGCAACGAGGCCUUUUUCGAGCGUCUCGGCAACGCCAACGCUACGCGGCCCGAGAACCUCCCUCCCAGCCAGGGAGGCAAGUACAUGGGUUUCGGCUCUGCCCCGGUCGAGGACCCCAGAUCGUCUCACCCGAGCUUCGGUCUCUCUUCGCGCAGUGCGCCAACGCUCGAUGAGUUCCAGCGCAACCCCCUCGGCGCCCUCAGCAAGGGCUGGGGUCUGUUCUCCUCCGCCGUCGCUUCUGCCGGUCGCGAGAUCAACGAGUCGGUCGUCAAGCCGGGCAUGGCUCGUGCGAACGAGGCGUACGAGUCUGGCACAGGCGAGGAGUUCAAGCGCUACCUUGGCACGGCCGCCGAGCAGGCGCGCGCGGCGUCGCAGUGGGCGGGCCAGCGCGCCGGUGAGGGCUGGGAGCAGUUCAACGACGUUGCGCGCACGCGCGCCGGUGUCGACCUGAACGAGCGCCUCGGCGCCCUCGGUAUCGGCGGUCGCUCCGCCUCUGGAGGAUACUCGACUGUUGGCGCUGGACCGUCUGGACACCACGACGACGACUUCUUUGCCGACUUUACCGACGCGCAUGACCAGAACGCUCCUCUUGCCGGUGCUUCGGGGCAGACCAAGAAGGAGGCUGCCAAGCAGGCCAAGGACGAGAAGAAGAAGGACAACUGGGACGACGAUGACUGGAAGGACUUCUGA
Molecule: messenger RNA, 1233 nt
Organism: Trichosporon asahii var. asahii CBS 2479
Lineage: Eukaryota; Fungi; Basidiomycota; Tremellomycetes; Trichosporonales; Trichosporonaceae
Product: ARF GTPase activator
Exons: 4
Coding region: 1-1233 (410 amino acids)
Biological process (GO): regulation of ARF protein signal transduction; regulation of endocytosis
Cellular component (GO): Golgi membrane
Molecular function (GO): GTPase activator activity
Source: RefSeq, a predicted model, not a curated record